This is a messenger RNA of Plasmodium fragile, 786 nucleotides long. RefSeq lists its product as uncharacterized. The record is from RefSeq and is a predicted model, not a curated record. The transcript is spliced from 2 exons. NCBI's taxonomy places the organism in Eukaryota, Apicomplexa, Aconoidasida, Haemosporida, Plasmodiidae. Gene Ontology annotation, cellular component: mitochondrion. Gene Ontology annotation, molecular function: iron-sulfur cluster binding; iron ion binding. Bases 1 to 786 code for a protein of 261 amino acids. Gene Ontology annotation, biological process: iron-sulfur cluster assembly.
AUGAGGCGAAUUAUGUUUGCAGGCAGCUUCAACCUUUUACUGUCCCUUUUUUUGUGUGCAAAAAAUGCAGGGAGUUUAAAACACCCCCAAGCCACUCUCCUAUUUUUACACAACACCUCUGACCUUUUCCAAAAUGACACCCUCAGCGUGUUGCGAAACAAGACCAAUAUACAGAAUAAAAAAAAAAUUUCGCGCUUCAAAAUACAAUCGUCGGAGGAGAGCCAGCAGGAUGGGGGGCUGCACUACGAUUUAACCCCUGAAAAUGUGGAAAAGGUUUUAAAUUUAAUUCGACCCAAGUUGCAAAUAGAUAACGGCGAUGUCGAAUUGGUAGACAUAAAAAACAACGAUUUGUAUAUUAAAUUAUUGGGGAACUGCGUCACCUGCAGCUCGAACAGCGUCACAGUGUCGCAUGUUAUCAAGAAGACACUAAAAAUGUACAUACGCAAUGAAAAAGGUGAAGAGCCAAAUGUGAUCAUCACCAAUUUUGACGAAAUAAAUGAGGAAAAUAUAUACGGCUGCUUGAGCGAUCUGAAACCGUACUUUGAUUUUCUGAAGGUGAAGUUAGUAAUCGCGGACCUCAUGAAGAACAAGGAAAAUAUCAACAAUACCGUGUCGUUGGUUUUUAAAAAGGUUGACCCGGGCGGAGGUAGCGACGCGGAUGGGGAAACAGACGGAGAAGCAGACCCCUACGCGGAGCCAGUCAAAAUACCCUUCAGCGUAAAGAGCGAGAUAACGGAACGCCUGAAGCAAAAGUUCCCUACGCUCAUUGUCAACUUUGAUAAUUAA